AUGAGCUCGAUUUCAAGCACAUUACUGGACAACGACCAGGAAGCAAAACAAUACACUGGAGACAAUGCUCAUGAUGACCAGGAUGCAGCUAACAGCAUCCAUCGUAUUUUGACAAGCAACAGAGGUGUUCAGCUGAUUGUCAGCAAGUUAGAGGAAGACGUUGGUGCUCUUGGUCCUUUGGAACAGGGUUAUGAUGUGGAAAAAAUAUUAACCAGACCAGAUCCACAUUCCACAUUCCAUCCAGAAGAUGAAUGGCAGUAUCCAGUGGACAAAGAAACUGGGUUGAGACUCGUGGAGUUCAUUCCCAACGAUAAGCAGAAUCCCAAGAACAUCAGCACGGCCAAAAAAUGGUUGUAUACGGUAAUUUUGGGAAUGAUUUGUUUUUCCGUGGCUCUUGGCUCUGCCAUUGUCACGGGAGACAUCGAGGGACCCAUGAAGACUUUUGGUGUUUCCGAGACGGUGAUGAUUCUUGCAUCUGUGACCAUGUUUGUCCUUGGCUUUGGAGUUGGUCCCUUGGUUUUUGCGCCCUUGUCCGAGGAGCUCGGCCGUCAAAUCAUUUACGCAAGUACUCUUGGUUUGGCACUUAUUUUCAUUAUUCCCUGUGGUUUGGCCCAGAACAUCGCCACUAUGAUUGUGUGUCGUUUAAUUGAUGGCAUUCUUUUCAGCGCACCUAUGACAUUGAUCGGUGGCUCUUUGGCUGAUAUCUGGGAAGCCAGCGAGCGUGGUAAGGCCAUGGCCGUGUUUUCUGCUGCUCCAUUCUUGGGUCCUGUCAUGGGUCCCAUUUUUGGAGGCUUGUUGGGUGACUUUGCUCCAACUUGGAGAUGGAUUUACUGGGCUUUCCUCAUUAUUGCCGGAUUCUUUUACAUCUUGUUGAUGGUGUUUGUCCCUGAGACCCACCAUACCACCAUUUUGAAGAGAAGAGCCAAAAAACUCAGAAAAAUUACUGGUGACGAGACUUAUAGAUCGAUCGCGGAGUUGAAGGAGCGUACUCUUGGCCAGAUUGCUAAGGACUCAUUCUUGCGCCCUUUCUUGCUCUUGUCGGAACUCAUCAUUUUCCUCAUCACCAUCUACAUGUCAGUCGUCUACGGUUUGUUGUACAUGUUCUUUUUUGCAUACCCUGUCAUUUACAUGGAAGGAAGAGGAUGGUCUGCCUCAAAAACAGGUAUUAUGUUCAUUCCUAUUGGUGUUGGUGUGCUUGUUUCCUCAGUUUGCGCUCCAUGGAUUAAUAAGGACUAUAAUAAGAGAGCACAGGCAUACAGAGACAGAGGAGAGCUUCCUCCACCAGAGUUGCGUUUGUUGCCUAUGAUGGUUGGUUGUUGGUUUGUUCCUGCUGGCUUGUUCGCUUACGCUUGGUCAUCCUUCACCCAUUUAUCGUGGGCUGGCCCAUGUUUCAGUGGAUUUGCAUGCGGGUUCGGCUUCCUUUCACUCUACAACCCAGCCAACAACUAUAUUGUUGACUCCUACCAGCAUUAUGCCGCCAGUGGAUUGGCUGCGAAAACUUUUGUCAGGUCGGUCUGGGGUGCUGCUGUUCCAUUAUUCACCAUCCAGAUGUACCACCGUUUGGGUGACCAGUGGGCCACCUCUUUGAUGGCAUUCAUUUCAUUGGCUUGCUGCUUAAUUCCAUAUUUAUUCUACUUCUACGGUGCUAGAAUUAGAGCCUUCUCCAAGUACGCAUACUCUCCAGAGAAGCACCACUAA
Messenger RNA from Sungouiella intermedia, 1698 nucleotides. NCBI's taxonomy places the organism in Eukaryota, Fungi, Ascomycota, Pichiomycetes, Serinales, Metschnikowiaceae. The record is from the annotation of a GenBank genome assembly.